UCAUGUGACAGAUGUUUUCGUUGUAUCGUUUCCGCGUUUAGCGAGUGUUUUCGCCGCGUCAUGUGGCUGUCAGUAACCCAAACCUCCAGCAGGGUCAGGGGUUGAAAGCCUCACACCGACUCCUCCAAACAAAUCUUUACCGGAGGUCCGAGGAGUCUCCCAGCCGCCGCAGAUACACUUCCCGCGGGGCGUUGUUGGAAGAAAGGCUUGGGUCCGGAGGGAGCGAUGGCAGACGGGGAACGGUCACCGCUGCUGCCCGAUCAGCACGACGGGACCAACGGCUUCUCUCCCGGUACAAGCUCGCACGGAUAUCUGCCGAAACCUCAGAGUUUUGCUCCGUUCCCCAGCUCUGUGGCACCAGGCGAGCCUCCACCCCCGUACUCCCCACAAGGCAGCCCAGACAGUAGCAGUGCUCCGGUCAUCAGCUGCCGGGUUUGUCAGACCUCCAUAUCUGUGGAAGGCAAGACGCACCAGCAUGUGGUGAAGUGCAACAUCUGCAAUGAAGCUACGCCCAUUAAGAAUGCUCCUGUUGGAAAGAAGUAUGUCCGCUGUCCUUGCAACUGUCUGCUGAUCUGCAAAGUGACGUCGCAAAAGAUCGCCUGUCCAAGACCGUACUGUAAACGCAUCAUCAACCUAGGUCCAGUCCACAUUGGAGGGGACAGUCCUGAACCGCGGCGUCAGCCUGUUGGCAUCAGAGUCAUCUGUGGACACUGCUCCAACACAUUCCUGUGGACGGAGUUUUCAGCCCGCACUUUAGCUCGAUGUCCCCACUGCCGAAAAGUCUCUUCUAUUGGUUGGCGGUACCCCAGAAGAAGGAGCCUGCUAUGCUUCCUGCUGUUUUUAAUCCUCGCCGUCUCCACUGCAGGACUUUUGGUCGGCACCUGGAACCCCGCCAAGAGCUCAAAAGGGAUCUACGUGUCAUGGGUGCUCCUGCUCCUGCUCACUUUGUUCACCAUGGCCAGAACAAUCUACUGGAAGUGUCUAAAAAUUAGCGAACCCUUAUCCAAUGUCACAUAGAGGGAGAAAGAGGGUGAGGAAGGUGAGGAGGCUGGUGUAUGAGGAGGAGACAUUUAAAAUAAGAAAGUAAAGCGUUAGAUCUCAAGUGAGGAAAACGGUGAGUCCUGACAUCAAUGAGGGAAGAAAAGAUGGGGGAACAGAAGAUAUAAAGAAGGAAGGUUAAAGAAGAAAAUGUUUUUUAACAUGUCAAAAACAUCAAGUUCCUACCAAAUUGGGUUAGAAAAUAUAAACAUACACAGAGGCAAAAUUCACAUUUUCUGAUUGUGACUGUGAUUUUUGAGAGAACCGUACAUUUUAAGCAACAGUAGAUAAGGACACUCCUAGAGUGCUGUACUCCACCAAGGGCAAUACUUUAUCUUGGAGUUUAAAAAUAAAAGUAAUGUAAAGUUUUACAGGUUCCUUCUUUUGCCAAUCCUCUACUGCUCUGCCAACAGCAAUGAAGAUCUCGGUUAAAAAAAAAAAAGACUUCUAGAACAUCUAGGCGUUAAUUCAAACAUGAAGCUGAACUUUUGCGCAGAUUACCAUGUUUUCCACUGAAGAGGUCCUUCAGUGUUUGCCAAGACCAUAAGCAUGAUUAUGGAAAUCAAAAAUGUAUUCACUUUGUUAUUCCUGACUAAAAUGUCUCAAGUAAAUGAAACCCCAAAUAACCGAUCUGGUUAAAGAGAAUAUUCUAUUUGUCUAAAAUGCUUGUGGAUAGUAGCCAAAAAGAUCCUCUAUGCAAGAGAAAAAAAAACCUAAAAUACAAUGUGGACUGAAGGGGGUGUUUUAAUUAUAAGAAUAGUAGUAAUCAGACUGGGUAGAUCAGGCAGAAUAAUUUAGUAAUUAACUUUUUUUGCCAGCAACCAGAGGAGCAAACGUUCCCAAAUUUGCUUUUAAAUUGAUCCAAAAUGGAGCAGAACCAGUAGACGCUUCUCUUAUUAAAGGACUAGUGUGAUAUUUUAAGUGAGACUGUGCACUUUGAAAAUUGGGCAAGAAGACUGAUAUUGCUCAUGUCUGUGUGAUAAAUAAGAAUUUCAAGAAUUUACAAUGAGCAUAUCUUACUUUACCGUAGCAUAGCUUUGCGUAAAUGUAAAUGAAAAGCUAAAAAAGAUUAAAUUAAAAGUUGAUGUUGUGCAGGGUAUUAAGUGUAGGAUUAUUUGUUUACUAUCGUUUUUUGGUAGCCUUGCAUAUAGCCGAGCUAACUGUUUGCGUUUGUUUCCCGUCUUUAUGCUAAGCUAGCCAAGCUAUUUUUUUUCUUUAUUUGAAGCACUGACAGGAGACUGGCAUCGAUCAACAGCAAAUUAUCCUGUUUAAGGCCUCAGUCACACAGGAUGGCACACCAGUUGGCAGCCACCUGGCAAUGACUGGCCCAAAAGGAGUUGGCAAGUGGUUGCUGGAGGUUGCUUAGUGAAAUUUAUGCUGUGUUAUCUACUCCACUAGUGUUAGUGGAACUUGCAAAAGUGCAACACACCUCCAGAAAGAGGCCUUGCACCGUCAAAAUAGAAGUUGUGGCAUUUGAAACAUAUUUGUUUCAGUGCUAAGCUUUUACUUUGAAGGGGAAAGGUCUCUGUUUGUGGGGUGUCAUACGUUCGCAUGGUUCACGAAUGCUUGUCAAGUAGUUUAUGAGAUUUUGCAGAAGUCAAUCUCUCCCAGGUAUACUAGAGGAAACUGCAGGGAUCUGUUAGUAGCCACAAGAAGAUUUUUGGUCCAGCAGCCUGUUUGCAACUGAUUUCACCCAGCACCUCCAGGACAGGAGGUUGCCGGGGGGGUGACAGACUGGUCUGUAGGCCUAUGUGACAGGGGCCUAAACAAAUUAAAGAUGAAGAAUUAUGCACAAUGAAUGAAAGUCUCAAAGCAAACAGUUUUUUUAUAAUGUUUCAAUGUUUAAUAACAAAUCCAUGACCAAACUAUGAGAAGUACUUAAAGGACCUUAAUUACAACAUAAAGGCAGAUGGCAUCCAAAGGAACCAUGUGGAUUAAUCAUUAAAUUUAAACUUUUAAAUGUGUUUGCUGAGGGACAAAUUAUGGUGUGAGUUAAAAUUGUAUGUAAAAAGUGCUUUUAAUGCAUACAAAUGAAAUGAUGGAACAAGCAAACCAGUAGAGACUGAUGAAUGAUAUGAAGAGGGAAGUUAAGUUGUAGCUAAUAAAGGGUUCACAUGAGGAAAUGAUUAUGGAGGGGCAUUAACAUGAGAUUAAAUAGCAUAUGUUUCCUUUUAUUUUUUUGUCAUGUUGUGUAGUAGCACAUCAGCAUUCUUAUCAGAUCUUAGACAGGGUGUUUGGGGCAUUUGAUGUGCUUUUUUUUUUCUGUAUUUGUUUUAACACCAGCUUUAUUUUGUAAUGAUUCAUGUCAGAGAAAAGUUUUUGUUUGAUGAAAGGAUGGCAUGUUUGAAUUUAGUGAAAAUAUCAAUGUGACAGAGCUUUGAUAUGUGUGUACUGUUCAUAUUCUUCAAAGUUGUCUUUGAAUCACAGGUUUAAAACACUUGAUCCACACGCAGGUUAUUUUAUUUAUUUAUCUGUUUUAUUUGAAUCAAACUACCUUCUCUGACAUUCUAGUUAGAACCUGUUAGAGUGUCCGUUUCUCCGUGGAAGUGCAAAUAUAUCCAGUGGAUGUUGAUUAUUUUAGACUGUACAGAAUUGUCAAAGCUGUCUCUUCCCCCUCAUGGCUGAUUAAUGUAAGUACCUGCUGACUGUGAAACAUGUUGCACUACAUUGUACAGAUGAGCAACUCCUGUAUCUUUGUGUCAAUGUUAUCCUGGUGGAUGGAGUUGUUUUGUUUUUGGGGUUUUUGGGUGGGGGGGAUGCAAAACUAAGUAAUACUUUUAACAACUUCCUCUGACUCCAAUGUGCCUCUUAUUUAUUUACAUAUAUCAGCUAUUAAUAAUAUGUGUCUCUCUUUGUCACAGAAAGUUAUCAGAGUAUUUAGGAUGCAUCGUAAUGUCUUAACCUGUCUUAACCUGUCUUAACCCGUAAUGUCUUAAAUACCCAUGAAACUUUUAUAGUUUAUGUUAGUUUCUUUUUAUGGGGGCAUAUGGCUUAUGAACCGAAUGCCACACCACAGCAUUUACAGUCGAAUCUGAUUUGCAUGACCAUUCCUGGUUUACAUUGUAUAUGUAUUUUGUGGUUUUCUAGUCAUACUGGCCACUCAGUCAAAUUUCAGAACUGCCUCAAUUCUUGAUGACGUAGAUUCAACAAGGUGCUAGAAACAAAAAUCUUUGGUCCACGUUGACAUGACAUCAUCACACAAUUGCUGCAGAUAUAUCAGACAUACAUCCACGAUGGGAAUCUCCCGAAGGUGCUCUGUUGGGUUGAGAUCUGGUGACCGGAGGAGAUUUGAGGUCCAUAAACUCACUGCCAUGCUCAAGAAACCACUUUGAGUUCCAACCAGCCAUCAGAAGAUGGAUACACUGUGGUCAUGAAGGCAUGGACAUGGUUAGCCAUCAAGGACGCUGGGGUGUUUAAACAAAGCUCACUGGUACCAAAUUCUGACCCUACUAUUAUCUGUGUCCAGGUUUGGUGAGCUCCUGUGAAUAGAAGUAGUAGCAUCAGUUUCCUGCUCUUCAUGUUCUCGCUCACAGAAGCGACACCUGGUGUGGUCUUCUGCUGCUCUAGUCCACCUGCUUUACGUUUUGCCUGAAGAGAUGCUAUUCUGCAUACUUUACUUGUAAUGAGUACUUAUUUGAGUUUCUUUUGCCUUCCAGUUGACUCAAUCUGGCGAUGUUCCUCAGCAAUUUUAGACCACUUUGUGUUUAGAGUAACUUCAUUCACCUUUCUUCCCUGUUCUGAUGCUUGACUUGAACUUAAGAAGAUUAUCAUAUCAUUAUGUGAUUGGAUAAUGAGACAGUUAAAUUAUACAGGAGCAGAUUAAUGGCCAGAAUAAAAUAUUUGAUGCUUCAGCUGAUUGUUAAUAUUGAUACACCAGUUUUCAUCAGUAUAAGAGAACAAAAAAGUCAAGCAUCAGCUGACAGUAGUCUAAAAACCCAGCAACAGUUUCAUGUCAGUAAUAAAUGUGUUAGUUUUAUUGAAGUAAUAAACUCUUGGACUUUGACAAAA
Messenger RNA from Neolamprologus brichardi, 5046 nucleotides. RefSeq names its product type I phosphatidylinositol 4,5-bisphosphate 4-phosphatase-A-like. Gene Ontology annotation, molecular function: phosphatidylinositol-4,5-bisphosphate 4-phosphatase activity. Gene Ontology annotation, cellular component: lysosomal membrane; late endosome membrane; plasma membrane. NCBI's taxonomy places the organism in Eukaryota, Metazoa, Chordata, Actinopteri, Cichliformes, Cichlidae. The record is from RefSeq and is a predicted model, not a curated record. Gene Ontology annotation, biological process: phosphatidylinositol dephosphorylation.